CAGUAAACCCCUCUUCCCUCCUCUCGCAUACGUCCGCAUAUCCUCUAAUACCCAUUCUCCGUUACUCUUCCCUAUAGAGGAUCUAUCACCAACGAUACGCAUUGUGAAGCAACGACAUCCACAACAAAAUAUUAUCUAACAUUUCACGUUCACUAACGCUUUGUCCAUUUCACUCUUUUUAGCACUCCGAGCUCAAGAAAAAAUAAACUGGAGCCCGGAUGGCACAACCCACUCAACAAUUUCCACCUUGGUUAACCCCGGUAGUAGCCACAGUAACGGACGCUGCUGGAGGGGUAGAGACUCAGACUACGGUUCUUUUCCUGCCCUUGACUUAUUACGGGCCAUCUAUCCCACUUGGACCAGAUUGGACUUAUGGUGGCCUUACGUCUCCAGCGUCAACCUCCACUACCACACCUACACCUACCACCACCAUUACCGAGACUACGCCCGCAUCUUCCUCGCCAUCGUCGCUAUCUUUAUCUCUGUCUUCCUCGUCUUCCUCGUCCCUGUUGACACCGAGUUCCACCUCAUCUUCACCAACAGGUUCCAGUACCGUUCAAUCAAGUGGUGGAAGUGGAUUACCGAAGAACCAACUGAUUGGUAUAAUAGUUGGCGCGAUCCUUGGCUUCAUUUUCCUUUUCGUCUUCAUACUCGUCUCUUAUCUCUGUCUAAAGUCCCGGCGUAAAAGGCAAGGUCGGGAAAUUGAGCCCGACUAUGAUUUCGUUGAACGGAGUCCAAGACAUUCUGGGGAGGAAGCCGAUCCGUUCCUACAGACAGGUGCUUCUCAGGGGGCUUCUGAGCCUCAGCAGAUGAGGGAGUUGGGUGUUAGCGGUAGAGAAGGAACUGGUAUCGGCGGAGCGGGUACUAUACCGGACAACAGCAUGUCCUCCAAUGGAUCAUCGUCGACAGGUUCAGGUUAUGGUACGGUCCUCCCUAGACCUACCAUGGUAGGAGGACCCGGAAUUGCAGUGGCAACAUCGGCACACAAGCACGGGCCUAUUCUGUCACGGGAAGAACUCAUACGUCUUUCGGAAGAGGCUACCGAUUCUGCUGUAAGCCUCUCUCGCAGCAGUCUUCGAGCCGUACCUCCGCAGGGAUCCAAUGACGAAGAAAUGCUUCCCUUAAUGCCACCCCCUCGCCUUCAAGAUUCGGCCAACCAAACUCGUAGUCCUAGCCGUAUCAGUUUGAUCUCGCAUGAUUCUGCCGCUGAAGCCAAGUUGAUGACCGCUAGGAGAGUUAGGGCUGAGGAUUUGGAACCACGAACGCCCCCCACGCGAGUUGGGGAACUCCCUACGACUCCCACGGAGAAGAAGAGGUCUUCUGCUGUCCCUGGGUGGCUUGGAGGACUUUUGGGUGUUUCCGCUGGCAGUAAUCCGGUCGGCGAGGCUGACACAAGUCGAUUGAUGUCUUCUCACGACGACCAAGAUUUGACACCUCCACCUCCCAUUCCUAGGCUUGGCGUCCUCGCAAGAGAAAGGCCUGAAUCCAGUGUAUCAGCGAAGAGCGGCGUAUCAGCCAAAAGUGGGUCAACUGUAUACCACGACGCUCGUGGUUCUCCUUAUUCGUCUGCUCGCGGUACCCCGGAUAUACCAGCUCCAAAGGGAGUAAUGCCACGUUCAAAUUCCGCUGCAGAGAUGGGAUAUUGGGCUGGACGUGGUGGAAGUGUGCCCGGUUCGUCUAGCAAUCUUAGACACGCCAGUACACCACCACCACCAUUACCCGCACGAAGUCCGACUAAUCCCGGCUCUCAUGAUGAUAACACGCUCUCCUCUUCCUGUAGUAACGUUCCCUUGACGAAUCCUCAUUCACGCACGGACACGGACGUUGAUGUAUUGGAUAUGCCCGUUCCGAACAGAGAACCGUCCUUUAGCUCCCUGACAAUUGGCUCGACAGCUGGUUCCUCGAAUGACAGCUAUCAAAAGAAGAAGUGGCCUUAUCCUCCGGGGUUGAUGCCUUCCGUGGAAGUUUGGAACGACACAGAGGGCAGUACGCCGAGCCCAGGUUCUUUUGCCGCGUCUGCAGGUGGAAACUUGAGUUUUGGUUUGGAUUUAGAUUUGGAUGCCGAGCCGCCAACGGCUGCCGAGCCAUGGAGAUCUUUGGCAAGGGUUGUCGAGGCUCAUGAUAGGAGGGAUACGUUUGGGCUUGCGAUGGCACCAAUGAUCCAAUACCCGCCUGAACACGAAUCUGAGGCAGCUUCGAUCCACACUCACGUCUCACGUCUCCACUCGAGCUCCGGUUCUAACCCCUCUGUUCACCUUCGAGGCCAAACAGGUUCAACUGGCUCCUCGUCUUCACGGAACGCUCGGUCUAUGCUAAGUGGCCAUUCCGGUACCGCUAGUUUCUCUUCGGACAAUCACAGAGCGCACCAUCACAGAGGACCUGGGCGGCUUUCAUCGAUAUUUGGUCAACAAUCAUUGAGUGCUGCCACGCAAGAGCCAUAUGUUUCUUCACCGAGAUGGUCUCCACCACCGCCUAUACCAGCUCCUGUUACUGGGUCAUUGAAAGGACGAGAGGUGCGAGUCACCCCACCCCCGCGUGUGGUCACUCGUACCGAUCAUCAUGAGCUGGAGCUACCAUGGGCUGCUGGGUUGACUGAGAAUUGGUCACCGACAUGA
Marasmius oreades (fairy-ring Marasmius) is the source of this 2615-nucleotide messenger RNA. RefSeq lists its product as uncharacterized. Lineage: Eukaryota; Fungi; Basidiomycota; Agaricomycetes; Agaricales; Marasmiaceae. The coding region runs from base 219 to 2615 and encodes 798 amino acids. The record is from RefSeq and is a predicted model, not a curated record. The transcript has 4 exons.